Molecule: messenger RNA, 7377 nt
Organism: Colletotrichum karsti
Lineage: Eukaryota; Fungi; Ascomycota; Sordariomycetes; Glomerellales; Glomerellaceae
Exons: 12
Coding region: 1-7377 (2458 amino acids)
Biological process (GO): DNA topological change
Cellular component (GO): nucleus
Molecular function (GO): DNA binding; nuclease activity; DNA topoisomerase type I (single strand cut, ATP-independent) activity
Source: RefSeq, a predicted model, not a curated record
AUGAAGGUGCUUUGCGUUGCCGAGAAGCCCUCGAUUUCCAAGGCCGUCGCUGGCCACUUGGCUGGACGAAACCCAACAGUCCAUAACACACGCGCACAAUACAUCAAGAACUACGCCUUUGACUUCGACUUCGGCCCGCCAUGGAACGGCUGCGACGUGACCAUGACUGCUGUCCUAGGUCAUCUUACAGGACUCGAGUUCACUGCAGAGAACAAAAACUGGAGGCACCCUCCGCCCGAGAGUCUUUUCAACGCGCCCGUAGUGACGACGAUAGAUCGGGAGAAGAAAGCUAUAGCCGACAACAUCGAGCAGCAAGCCCGGUACUCCCAAUUGCUCAUCAUCUGGACGGAUUGUGAUCGUGAAGGCGAGCACAUCGGAAAGGAAAUCGUCAACGCUGCUAGAAAGGGCAAGCCCAACAUCCAAGUCAAGCGCGCCAACUUCAACAACAUUGAAAGAGCACACAUCCUAUCCGCCGCGCGACGUCUCACUGAGCUGGAUCAGAAGCAAGUUGACGCCGUGGAUGCAAGAAUAGAGCUGGACCUUAGAAUUGGAUACGCAUUCACUCGUUUCCUGACCAUCAGCCUUCAACCCCUAGGGGGCGCGCUGCAAGAUUUGGUCAUCAGCUAUGGUUCGUGCCAGUUUCCGACUCUGGGUUUCGUGGUUGAUCGAUAUUUCCGGGUCCAAAACUUCGUGCCCGAGCAAUUUUGGAGCAUCAAAGUCAUGCACAAUCGCGAAGGCAAGAAAGCGAAUUUCUCUUGGUCACGCAACAGACUUUUCGACCGCAUGUCUGUCGUCAUCCUUUACGAGCGCUGCAUAAGGGCGAAGAAAGCAAAGGUCACCAAGGUCCAGGAGAAACCGACGAGGAAGUGGAAGCCGCUCCCGUUGACCACCGUCGAACUGCAGAAAGCAGCUACUCGUCUACUGCGCAUGAGUGGUCAGCAGGCAAUGACGGUGGCGGAGGCUCUGUAUAACAAGGGGUUUAUCAGCUACCCCAGAACGGAAACUGAUCGAUUCGACAAAGCUAUGGAUCUGAAGGCUUUGGUCAGGAAACAAGUUCCUCAUGACCGAUGGGGCGACUAUGCCCAAAGUCUCCUGGAUGGGAACUUUGUACAACCGCGCGCAGGAAAACACGACGACAAGGCACAUCCCCCCAUCCAUCCGGUCACGAUGGCGGCACCUAGCGUUCUUGAUCCUAACGAGAAGCAGCUCUAUGAAUACGUCGUUCGACGUUUCUUGGCCUGCUGUUCUGAAGAUGCCAAAGGCAUGGCGACAGACAUCGAGAUUCUCUACGGAGAAGAGACAUUCCACGCUCGAGGCCUACGGGUUCUGGAGCGAAACUACCUGGACGUCUUUGUCUACGAGAAAUGGAACGACUCAGCAGAGUUGCCGCAUUACACACAAGGCGAGACGUUUGUUCCAACAGAGGCUAUGAUGACGGAUGGCAAGACGAGCCCGCCGGGAUAUCUCACAGAAGCAGACCUCAUCGCACUCAUGGACGCUAAUGGAAUCGGAACAGACGCAACUAUGGCUGAACAUAUUGACAAGAUUCAAGUUCGUCAGUAUGUCCAGGUCGUCGAUGGUGCUCAACGCGGCCAAGAUGGUGACGACGAUGAUGGCCAGGAUGCGCCUCCAUCGCCGCCGGCGAGAGGGGGGAGAGGCGGGCGCGGCAGUCGCGGUGGACGCGGAGGCAGAGGAGGACGCGGCGGGUCGUCGGCGGGGCGGAGGGCUCUGAAGGUCUUUGUUCCGACACAACUCGGCGUGGCACUUAUCACGGGAUUUGACCGCAUGGAAUUCGAAACCAGUCUGGGCAAGCCUUUUCUGCGAAAGGAGAUGGAGAACAAGAUGAAGGCAAUAUGCGACGGGCGCAUGACCAAGGAAGCCGUCUUGCGCGAAAGUCUUGGCCAGUACCGGCAAGUAUAUCGCGAAUCGCAAGAACGGCUCAAUGUGCUUAAAGCUAAGCUUCAGACACGUCUAAACGACAUCAUGGCGACCAUGGCAGCUGCUGCUCGCGAUAUCCACCAGGCCUCCGACAUGAGCCGAGACAACUUAACUGCUGUAGCGGCUCGGAGUGUCCCUGCGACGACUGUGACACGAUCUCACUCCCUUCCCACCCCUCCAAACUCCAUAUCUCCUUCCUUGCCGCCUCACGGUCUCAAGGCCCAGCUCCAGAAGGCCAGGCUCGAGCCUAUUGACUCGGAUCUUGACCUGCACGACGAGCAGGCUAGGCGAGAAGCCUCGCGGUCGCCCUCCUACGACGCAACUGGCGCUAUCAGCACCUCUCUGCUGGCCAAGCAUCACCUCCCCGACAUCCUCCUCAACCACGGCCCUCUGGCCAUCCGCCACAUCAUGGGCUACCUGACGACGUCGGUGCCGGGUUUCGCAGGAAUCCCCCCGGCCAAGGCACGUCGCCUGGUGGUGGGAGCUUUGGAGGGUCGCGGAGGCGAGGGCGGUGGAGUCGACGGCGAUGUGGAGUACGAGAAGGUCGGUUGGGGACGAUGGGACGCUCGACGACGCGGCCAGCCUGCGCGGAGCUCGUCUCCUGCGGACUACCGCUCCGGCAUCCCCAUUUCCAAGAACGGCGGGGUCGGCGUGGACAGGUCUCGCCUGAACGUUGGCUCUUCCAGCAACGGUGACUCGAUUGUCUUUUCCCACGAUGAUCGCGACGCCAUGAUGAUGGAGGACGAAGCGGACAAGAUGUCCCUGGACGGCUCAGCGUCCGCCUCUUGCUCCGAGGCACCGGAUGACGACGACAUCGCCAUGAACGAUGACCCUGAGGACGCCACCGACGACGAGGACUGGGCCGCUGUGGGAGCUGCUGCUCUCCGCGCCGAGUCCUACAACAACGCGGCUGCCCAUUCCGCCGGACGCAGCUUCCUCUCCACCGGUGUAUAUAACUCUGGAAUGCGAUCCGUCUCGACCGGCAUGGCCCGCUCGCCUCAACCUUUGCCCUUCGAUUUCUCGGCGCUGGGGGCCACUUCUGACGCGCAAGAGCGUGAGGCUGUGGAGGCCCUCUUGCGACUGGGUUCUGUUUCAACGGACGACUGGCGCUAUCGUGAUCUGCUCGGGACCAAAGUCAUUUUCGGACCAGGGGCACAGAUUAUCAAUAUCUCGCUUUUGUCGGACUUUUCCACCGCCAGAUUUACCAACCUCCCGGCUGGAAUAUCCUACCGAGAGUUCUCUGAGACCUUGAACCGCACCGAAACUCUAAAACCGCUGGUAUGGGAGACUCAUCUCGCAUCACAGAAGCAGAAAAGAAUGAUGAUGAUGGAUGUGAAAUACCGAGACCCGAAUUUCGCCAAGUACGUCGUUUCAAAAUACGAGGCAGACGAAUGGUCCCAAGUAGACGGCUGGUCGGGAGUGAAGGUGGUUGCUCUCGCCGCACCAGCUUCGAACGACACGAUUCUGGAAGCCGUGAUGGGAGAUAUCGAGGCUGUCAAGAUUGCGAAUGCUGAGAAGCAUGUAACCUUCAAGCAAUCUCCACCGGCAAAAGAUUACACUACCUUGCUAUUGGAGGGCGAGAACCGCGAGGAUGUUGUCGCCGCCGAAGAGAAGGUCGAUCACAUUCUUCGAGGCGUGACAGUAGCCGAUAGGGAUGGAGAGCCUUUCUGGGACCCGUCUUUCGGCAACAAAGCAGCAACAGCGAAGGCUCUCCGGCGGAUGGAAAAUCAUUUCCAGGUCGCCUUCCAAUGUAUUUCUUCCAAAGCGGAGAUACGAGCUUAUGGAGCGCCAUACAAGGUCGUCAAGGCUCGCGAGGCAUUACUUGAUGCCUUCAGUCAUGACCGAUCGACCUCUUACUUCAUAACGCUCGACGACAAAUGCUUUCAAUGGGCAGUUAGUGGAGGCUUUCAGGACCUGAAAGAGAGGCUAGGCCCUGAGAAUGUGAUGCUGAGCAUCCUACCGACAAGCAAGAGGAUCGAAAUCAUAGGCCCGCUAUCGUGGUUCUGGCCCAUCAUUGAGGACCUAGGCGAGACUAAGACCCUUGCAGAAUGGUCCGCAGAACACAUCAAAACCCACGGCAGACCACUCCGUGUCGCCGUCGAUGAAGCCCACUGGAGAUAUAGGGCUCCAAAUGCAGCCGCAAUAGCUGAUAUUCAGAAAGGUGCCGAAGGCUCCAAACCAAUCGAGAAAAACAUCAUGUACAGGAUUUUCCGCCUCCUCCGUCUCGGCAUCCAUCCUAUACUCGUCUUCGACGGCGACUUGCGACCCGCCGUAAAGCGCGCACGGAAGUCCAAGCUUGGAAACGCGGGAGGCAACAUCACUCUCCUCAAAGAACUCCUUGAUCACCUCAACGUUCCAUGGCACCAAGCACCGGGAGAAGCAGAAGCGGAGUGCGUCCGAAUGCAAGAGUUGAAGAUUGUUGACGCCGUCUGGACCGAGGACAACGACGCCUUCAUGUUUGGCUGUGAGGUGGUGGUCAAAAAGACUAAGAAUCCUGACACGGUCAAAAUCUUCCGGAUGAAGGACGUCGAGCAAAGAGGAUUCUCCAAGGAGAGUUUGGUAUUGGUUGCCAUGUUGUCCGGUUGCGAUUACACCGACGGGCUGAUGGGAUGUGGAAAAGCCGUGGCACUGUCGGUUGUGCAGAGCGAAGCAGUCCGUCAGGGUGAUUUUCUGGAACAGUUCUGGGACAUCGAAACUGAAGCUGCUCGCACGGCAUGGUGCAAACGCCUGAAGAACAUUCUGCCCAAUGAGCGUGGCAGAGCGAAUGUUCACGAUCGGAAGUUCGCCCCCAUUCAAGCCCUUCGAGACUGCCGUAGACCGGUCGUUUCUAGACCGGAUCAGCUCGAGCGCCUGAGGCAAAAGAGGUUUCGGGGUUAUACGCUCGAGAAGCUGCAGACGACCGUUCCCUUUUUGCAGGCUCACUUCAACCGUGACAAGAAGCUCACCUGGCCACUUGAGCAACUCGCACCGAUCCAAGUAGCUCACAGGCUUUUGAGCAGGGAACCCGGCGCGCGUGAGCUUGUGGAGGCGUUCAAGCAGAAGAACAAGCUGAGACUGACGAGCCCCCUCGAAGUUGAUCCUGUUCGUGUCUUUCCCGGGAUAAACUCCAGGGAGAUUCGAAGUUCUCUCUUCGAGUCUGAUCCGAUCACGAUGGUAACUGAGGAGCUCCUCGAUGUAAUCUGCGGCCUGGGUAUGAACGAGAAGCAUUUCAUAGAAUGGCGCGGAAGUAUCGUGAAAGCUCGAGUCAAUCAGAAGCAACCCAAGGAGAUUUCAACACCAAGGUUCGAUUGGAGAAUAGGAGGCCUCCCCAGCUCCGACAAGACCCCAACAUCUCACUCUCCUGCUGCGAAUAAAAGUGCCAGCAGCCUAGAUCAAUCGCUGAAGAGAAAGGCGGACGAUAUCACGGUUCGAAGACCACCUUUCGAGCUCCCCCGGAGAGGAGCGGACGACCGCUUUUGGUUGUUGGACUCAUCCCAGGAGUCUGUCGAGGCAGGGGCAGGGGGCAAAGUUGCGAGGACUUUUGAGAAGCCUGACACGAAGACCAAUUGCCCAAAGGAUUCGCUGACGCCGGUCUUUGCAACUUCCGAACGACUAUGGGACGUCAUUGGCGCCGGGGGUGUUGACACGUCCCUGGCUGAAUGGUCCGCUGAACAUUUCGCAAAGCACGGCAGGCCCCUCCGUAUCGCCAUUGAUGAAGCACAUUGGAGGUACAAGUCCAUUACCGCUGAGAAGGCCAAGCAGCUCGUGAGAGAUUACCCCGGCUGCCGUCCGCGCGAGCUUUACAUUCUCGAACGCAUCUGGCCUCUGACGCGCCUCAACAUCCAACUGAUCUUCGUUUUCGACGGUGAUGGCCGCCCCCGCGUGAAGAGAGGCAAGAAGACAGAGAGCGGGUCAGAAAACGAGGAGAACAAUGACUUCUUCAAGCUCGUCUUGUCGAACAUCCUUAUCCCGUGGCAACAGGCCCCAGGUGAAGCUGAAGCUGAGUGCGCCGCGAUGCAGAGGCUCGGUCUCGUUGACGCAGUCUGGUCAGAAGACAGCGACACUCUUUUGUUCGGCUGCGACGUCCUCAUCCGCAACAUGCUCAACAGCAACGGCGAAAAAUGCAAGGAGAACGCGCGGGUGUAUCGCAUGAACGAAAUCGAGCGGGCUACAGGCAUCUCCAGAGACGGCAUCGUGCUGUUUGCCAUGCUGGUCGGAUGCGACUACACCAAGGGGCUCAGUGGGUGCGGCACGGUCAUGGGUCGCGUACUGGCUAGCAAGCCGAAACUCGUGAAAGAGUUCUCAGAGAUUCGAGGGGGAGAGGCGGAUGCGGCGCGUUGGCGGCUGUGGAGGAGACGCCUUGGAGCUCAACUAGAGACUCUCGAUCCUCGUCUUCUGGCCAGAUACGACAAGAACACGUCCAAUAUCGGCAGUUUCCCCGACCUACGAGCGUUGGCACAUUGUCGCGACCCAGUAGUGUCCAGCGAAGAGAGUCUGCGUCAGCUCCCCUAUUUUCGCGGCCAGUGGUACGGAAGCUUCACGACAGAAAGUCUGCAGACGGUGAUCCCCUUCUUGACCGAUCGUUUCUGGUACCGCAGGCCCUCUAAAUGGUGGCUCACUCAUCUUGCACCCAUUGCAUUAAAUCAGCGGCUGUUGGCCGCGCAGCCUGGCGCCAGGAACUCGAUAAAGGAGAUCAAGCAGAAGAAGAAGCCCAGACCCACGAGCGCCGUCGAAAUCGACCCCAACCUCGUAUUUCCUGGAAUCGAGGCAGGCAUGUUUGUCGGAAUGAGUGUUCUGAAGGAGGCCGACUUGAAAGUAUUGGGGCAGCCUAUCGGCGUAAUCAAGACUGAGAUGUUGGAUGUGAUUCUUGGCUUUGGCAUGGCUGAAGAAGAGUUCACCGAAUGGCGCAAGAGAAACGGGAAGGGAAGGGAGAGGAAGUCUCAGGCCCAGACCGACAUGCCGACAACCCCCCAAACCAUGAUCCGGCCCCAGAAGAGGUCAAUCGGCAGCCCUCCUUUCCAAGAGGCAGCAUCAACGGAGCCGCUGAAGAAACGAAAGACCCAUGCGUUGCCGGAGUCGAGCCAUCUUCCCUCUCCACAACUCAGCACUGGGAAUGGACCGCAGCUGCAUUCGUUCAGUCCUCUCGAAUCACCUAAGAAUCUUGCGUCCGCGGAAUGCCAAUACACAAGGGACCAGUUCUUGAUUCGAAGACAAACGCCCGAUGUUGAGAUGCAUGCUCAGGGCCGCACGUCGACGCAGAACACCGGCCAGAAACAGGUGGAGAGUGUUGACGCUCUGGCCGAAAGUGAUGCCAGGAGAAGAGUGAGAGAGUACUAUUCGACAGGUAUCUUCAACAGAGAUGCGCUGGCUCCCCUGGAUGGCAACGCUGCUCCCGCAAAACAGGCAUGGGCGAAUGGAAAGGGUCAAAGUGUGGAGAAUCCAAUCAUGUUAGACGACUGA